Messenger RNA from Cloeon dipterum, 1013 nucleotides. RefSeq names its product macrophage mannose receptor 1-like. Gene Ontology annotation, molecular function: carbohydrate binding. Bases 59 to 973 code for a protein of 304 amino acids. Lineage: Eukaryota; Metazoa; Arthropoda; Insecta; Ephemeroptera; Baetidae. Gene Ontology annotation, biological process: biological process involved in interspecies interaction between organisms. The record is from RefSeq and is a predicted model, not a curated record. The transcript is spliced from 8 exons. Gene Ontology annotation, cellular component: external side of plasma membrane.
GCUUAUAUAAAUUGCUUGGUUGAGAAGGUGCUGAGUAUAUUCGCUUAGGACCAACGAGAUGAUGUUUCUUCUGCGAUUUUUCGCCUCGGCUCUGCUGGUGCAGACCGUACUCGGUGCACCUGAAGGAGUUGGAAAGGACAUUACGAACAGCACAAAAGGUCUGCGCUUUACAAUUGGAACUUCUGAGUACACGGUCAUUCCUCAGUCGUUCAGUUGGUUCAGUGCUAAAUACGCCUGCAAGGAAUUGGGAAUGGAAUUGGUCAGCAUAGAAAGUGCAGAAGAAAACACAGCAAUCACACAAAAUAUAGCCGAAAUCUAUAAAAAUGAGUAUUUCUGGACUUCUGGUGUCCGAAUCGGUACAUUCAAUGAAUACUACUGGGAGUCAACUGGCACUUUCUUUGGGCCCUACACGAACUGGGACAGCACCUCUCCUACCUUUGAUGACAUGCUGAUGCACGUCGAAUUUAACACGUUCCUCAAUCCCGGGGCUGAGAUUAAGUGGAAUGAUUUCUAUGCAACUUAUGGAAGGAUGGCACUUUGCGAACUUCGCGCGCAAACCUACGACACAUCAGUUAAAACUAAACCUGGACUGUUCAGAAUCGGAGAUGGAUUUUAUGAAAUUUCUCCUAUCAAACUACCGUGGUUCCACGCCAAAAAUGACUGUCGCUCCAAAGGAAUGGACCUGCUCAGUAUCGAAACAGAGGAAGAAAACAUUGCACUGAUUGCGGCCCUUCAGGAAUAUACCGAGAACUUUUGGACUUCUGGAAGUAAGUUCGACACUAUAGAUUAUGUCUGGCAGGCAACUGGCCAGCUGAUUGCAAACACUUUCACCAACUGGGCCGAAGGAGAGCCUGGCCCUUUUUGCGGUUUGAAGAUGAACAACAACACCCAAACCCGCCAGUGGAUCGGUGCAGAUUGUUAUGCUGAAUCCGAACUGGCUCGAUAUGUGUGCGAAUUCCACCCUCGCAAAUAAAACUGACACACUGCACCAUGCAAUCUGAAAUAAACUCUAA